Molecule: messenger RNA, 1365 nt
Organism: Archocentrus centrarchus (flier cichlid)
Lineage: Eukaryota; Metazoa; Chordata; Actinopteri; Cichliformes; Cichlidae
Gene: ctss1
Product: cathepsin S, ortholog 1
Exons: 8
Coding region: 125-1117 (330 amino acids)
Biological process (GO): proteolysis
Molecular function (GO): cysteine-type peptidase activity
Source: RefSeq, a predicted model, not a curated record
CGCAAACCUCUGAGUUUAGAUUGUUUGUCUGAUUGAAUUAAGUGCUUCGUCAAUUUGUGGAAAUAUGUGGAUUAAUCAUAGGGGAUGAAAAAGAUUUGCUGAGAAAGAAGCUUGGAGAUUACGGAUGCACACUUUGUGUGCCAUGUUGCUUCUGGCCUUCAUGGUCUUCGUAUACUCGUCGCCUGCUGUGAACAAAUUGUGGGAAGAGUGGAAAAUCAAACACGGCAAAGUUUAUGAUAAUCAGACCGAGCUCGACUUCAGGAGAGCAGUAUGGGAGAAGAAUAUGCACUUGGUGUUAAGACACAACCAGGAGGCCUCAGAGGGGAAACACAGCUUCACGCUGGGGCUGAACCACCUGGCUGACAUGACAGCUGAGGAGUUCAACGAGAAGCUGAAUUGCUUGAAGUUGGAGAACACUUUUAAUUUCAUAAAUGGCACUUUUAAAAAAGUGAGUGGCUCAUCAGUACCUCAGAGUGUGGACUGGAGGAAAGCUGGCCUGGUGGGUCCUGUCAGAAACCAGGGGUUAUGUGGGUCAUGCUGGGCCUUCAGUUCUUUGGGAGCUCUUGAGGGUCAGUUGAAGAAGCACACGGGGGUCCUUGUUCCACUGAGUCCACAGAACUUGGUGGACUGCAGCACCAAGGAUGGAAACCUCGGCUGCAGAGGAGGCUACAUCACCAAAGCUUACAGCUACAUCAUUCGCAACAGAGGCGUCGACUCGGAGAGCGUUUACCCCUACGAACACAAGAAUGGGAAAUGUCGCUAUUCCAUCCAGGGAAAUGCUGGCUACUGCUCCAAUUUCCACAUCCUUCCCAGCGGGGAUGAGAAGAUUCUGCAGAGCGCGGUGGCAUCAGUGGGACCGAUUGCUGUGGCUGUGAAUGCCAUGCUGGAGUCUUUCCAUUUGUACAAAGGAGGUUUAUAUGAUGUCACCAGCUGCAACCCGAAGUUGAUAAAUCACGCUGUCCUGGUUGUGGGCUACGGCACAGAUGCAGGACGAGACUACUGGAUUGUGAAAAACAGCUGGGGAACUGCGUGGGGAGAAGGAGGCUACAUUCGGCUUGCCCGGAACAAGAAUAAUCUUUGCGGCAUUGCCAGCUUUCCAGUUUACCCUACACUGUGAAAAGAUAGGCUACUAACUUAACUUAGGUUGCUUAAAUUAAUAUUAGAGACCAGAUGUCUGUCUCAUUGUAUUUUAUUUAACAUCAGAGCUGAAGAUGCUACCCUGAAAGUCAAAUCCACUGGAGGAAAAAAAAAAAAAAAAUCACUGUACUUACUCUGGAAGCUUUACUCACUCAUGUUUCGAAUUUCAAACUGCAUACUUAUGACUGCAUAUUAAAUUUCACUGAUUUAAUAAAAAUCACAGCAAUA